Messenger RNA from Schistocerca serialis cubense, 2030 nucleotides. It is a transcript of the gene Ldsdh1, whose product is annotated as epidermal retinol dehydrogenase 2. The transcript is spliced from 8 exons. Gene Ontology annotation, molecular function: oxidoreductase activity, acting on the CH-OH group of donors, NAD or NADP as acceptor. Gene Ontology annotation, cellular component: lipid droplet. The record is from RefSeq and is a predicted model, not a curated record. The coding region runs from base 150 to 1175 and encodes 341 amino acids. NCBI's taxonomy places the organism in Eukaryota, Metazoa, Arthropoda, Insecta, Orthoptera, Acrididae.
CAGUGUUAUCUGCUCCGAGCUGGGACGCCGCACGGCAGUGCGUCGCGUCGCGGGAGCCAGGGCGCACACAUCGCCGUCGCAGCACACCCUGCUACACACAAAACACGCGUGCUGACUGUUCUACUCUCCAGUGACAGCCGCCACCAGACAUGACGUCGAUAAAAUCGCCGGAUAUUUCCGUAACAGAAAAAGACAACAAUAUAAAGCAUCAUUUCAAGAUAAACAGCUCCGAGGCGCUGGACUCCGAGCGCGGGAUGCUGCUGAAGGUGUACUCGGGGCUGGUGCUGGCGGCUGACGCGCUGCUCGUGCUGCUGCGCGUGCUGCUCGCCAUCAUAGAGGCGCUCGUCUCCAAGUUCCUGCCCGCCAAGGAGAAGUCCGUCGCCGGCGAGAUAGCGCUCAUAACUGGUACGGGUCACGGAAUUGGACGCGAACUUGCGCACCAGCUGGGUGCGCUGGGCGCCACGCUCGUCUGCUGGGACGUAAACCAGGAAUGGAACGAGAAGACGGCUGCGGAGCUGCGCAAGAAGGGCUACAAGGUGCACGCCUACAAAUGUGAUGUGUCAAACCGUGAAGAAGUACUUAACCUAGCAAAGAAAGUCCAAGCAGAGGUCGGUGAUGUCAGCAUCAUCAUCAACAAUGCUGGCAUCAUGCCUUGCCGACCUUUCUCGACAUACACACCUGAAGUGAUACGUCGCAUCUUUGAUGUAAAUGUGUUUGCACAUUUCUGGAUCUUGGAAGCAUUCUUGCCACGUAUGAUAUCAAACAAUCAUGGACAUGUUGUGGGUCUCUCUUCUAUGGCUGGUGUAAUGGGUAUCACAAAUUUGGUACCAUACUGUGCUAGCAAAUAUGCAGUUCGAGGGAUGAUGGAGGCUUUAUCAGAAGAACUGCGUGAGAACUUGAAGAACUCUCAAAUACAUUUCACUACCAUCUUUCCAUUUAUUGUUGAUACUGGCCUGUGCCAGAAACCACGUACCAGGUUCCCCAGUCUUCUAUCUAUAGUACAAAUUCCAAAAGCAGCAUCAGAAAUUAUUAAGGCAAUGAGGAGAAACUACAAUGAAUAUUCCAUUCCAAAUGGGCUGUUGGACUUAAAUCACUUCCUCAGGUUGCUGCCACUGAAAGCAACAAACACAAUUAAGGAUUUUGUUGACAGUGGAGUGGGUGCCCAUGAUGAGUGAAUAAUCAGAAAUAAAACAAUGUCUUCAACUAGCAACUUGGAUGUCAUUCUUCUACUACAAUUGUAGGAAUGAUAAAUUUUGUUUGUAAAUACCACAAGUUUACAACACAGAGACUUGAAUAAGUGAGCUUCGUGUCAAAAUGUGAAUAUUGACAUGUACAUAGGCAGUUGUAUAGAAAACAUCAGAUAUUUUACAGUUGAUUUAUUGUGUAGUCUUUUUCUAUUACCAAAUCACUUACAUAUGUGGAGUUCAGAAACAAAAUUCUAAUUUUCUGUGAUUCACCAUUAAUUUUAGUGAUAUAUUUGGCAGAAGAUAGGAAAAAGAUACUUUUUUCCCUUGCCAACAGUAACACAUGUUGUUGCAAUUAUUGAUACAUAUUACCUACAAAAAUAAUGACCAACUUUUGCUGUGUGCUAUUCAUAAAAAAACAGAACUGAAAGACAUCCAAAGCAGGAAAAUCAAAUGAGAUUUUCCAGUAACAGAUUGUACCCCUUAUGAAUAAAAAGUAUUUCUCUUCAUCAUAAAAGUAUGGUGAUGAGUUAGAAGAAGUUGAAAAGACUUCCACAAAUGCCAAAAAUUAUUUAAGGGACACACACGUUCUAACAGCAUUUAUUUCUCUCUCUCCAUUUUGUACAACAAUUAUAGAAUUUUUUUGAUACAAUACUACAAUAAAUGUAAUUGUGUAAACUUACAGAUAAACAUGUGAUUUUAAAGUGAGUAUCUAUUUGUCUUUGCACAGUGUACAACAAUAAAUCAUAUAUAUUUUUAUAUAUGUGAUAUUCUGUAAUAUAUAAUGGCAAUAUGUUAUGCAACAAAUAUGUAUUUUUGUACUAGAAUACAACAUUCUUGCCAUCA